CAAACCGGGAGGCGUGACCUUUGCCGCUGGGAUUCACAGUUGACAUUGGAUGAGACCCCUCCGUUCCAUCCCCCACGCCGCCGCUAGCUGCAGGUCACCGGCCGCCGGAGACCCGUCGUCGCCGAUGACCACCCCCGGCGCGGCCACGCCCCCACGCUUCAAGCGAACCUCCCCCAGGAAGAAACUGCAGCCCCACAGCCGCCGCCUCGCCAUUAACGUUGCCGCCGGAGAGGCCGAGGCUGCGCGGGCGUCCGUGGCGGCCAGGGCCACGCCAUUGCUCCCCGCAACGCUGGUGGUGCCCGCGCAGUCGCUUGGAAGUAUUCCGUUGCCUCGCGAGUUCUUCGAGGUGGACGCGCUCGACCUCGCCCCACGCCUCCUCGGCAAGCUCCUGCGCCGCGACCAAGUCGUCCUCCGCAUCACCGAGGUGGAGGCUUACAGGCCAAACGAUUCCGCGUGCCAUGGCCGAUUCGGCGCCACGGCAAGAACUGCUCCCAUGUUUGGACCAGGAGGGCAUGCAUAUGUGUACCUAUGCUAUGGGCUCCACAUGAUGCUCAAUGUUGUUGCCGACAAAGAGGGUGUCGGGGCUGCUGUUUUGAUCCGAUCAUGUGCUCCAGUUAGCGGACUAGAUAUCAUUCAGCAGCGUCGAGGCCAACAAACCGAGAAACCAAUCCUACUUACAGGACCAGGAAAGGUCGGCCAAGCUCUGGGGCUUUCCACUGAUUGGUCGAACCAUCCACUAUAUACCCCCGGUGGAUUGGAAGUACUGGAUGGGCCAGAACCAGAGAACAUUUUAGUUGGCCCCCGUGUCGGCAUCGACUACGCAUCAUCCGAGCAUGUCACAGCGCCGUGGAGGUUCGCGAUCGCGGGCACUCCGUGGAUCAGUGCUCCAAAAAACACUCUCAGGCCGCGGUGAAGAACUGGAUGUGAGGAGAAGG
This is a messenger RNA of Lolium perenne, 935 nucleotides long. Its product is annotated as DNA-3-methyladenine glycosylase-like. Gene Ontology annotation, molecular function: alkylbase DNA N-glycosylase activity; DNA binding. Lineage: Eukaryota; Viridiplantae; Streptophyta; Magnoliopsida; Poales; Poaceae. Gene Ontology annotation, biological process: base-excision repair. The record is from RefSeq and is a predicted model, not a curated record.